AGAUUACAAAGGUUGUAUGCUUCUAAUGCUACAGCAACGCAUAUGACCUGGCAUGCUACUCAUGAAAGAAACGAGGGAGUAAUGCAACAUCCAUCUGAUGCGGAGGCAUGGAAACAUUUUGAUAGAACUUAUCCUGAUUUUGCCCAGGAAACUCGUAAUAUUCGUUUGGGUUUAUGUGCUGAUGGCUUUGCACCGCAUGGACAAUUUGGGAGGACUUAUUCAUGUUGGCCAGUGGUUGUGACUCCUUAUAACCUUCCACCAGGCAUGUGCAUGAAAAGGCCUUAUAUGUUCUUAACUCUAAUUUGUCCCGGGCCUAAGAACCCGAAGAAGAACAUAGAUGUUUUUCUACAACCUUUGAUUGAUGAGUUGAAUAAUUUAUGGGUUUGUGGUGAAAUGGCAUAUGAUAUUUCCAAAAGUGAAUAUUUUCGCAUGAAGGCUGCACUUUUGUGGACAAUUAAUGAUUUUCCAGCAUACGGGAUGCUAUCUGGGUGGAGUACUGCCGGGGUUUUCGGAUGUCCAAUAUGUAUGGAGAGCUCCAAUGCUUUUCACCUACAACACGGUCGGAAGGCAAGCUAUUUUGAUUGUCAUCGAAAGUUCUUACCACAAAAUCAUUCGUACCGUAAGGACAAAAAAUCUUUCAUUCGAGGUCGUGUGGAAAAAAAUGGUGCACCGCCAAUAUUGUCGGGGGAUGAAAUUCUUAAUCGAGUUAUGAUGUUCCCAACAGCAGUUGAGGACCCAAUUAACACUCCCCCAGGGUAUGGAGCAGAUCAUAAAUGGACAAAAAGAAGCAUUUUUUGGGAUCUUCCUUAUUGGAAAACCAAUUUGAUCCGACACAAUCUUGAUGUGAUGCACAUCGAAAAAAAUGUUUUUGAUAAUGUGUUUUUCACUGUGAUGGAUGUGAAAGGGAAGAGCAAGGAUAACAUUAACGCAAGAAAAGAUGUUGGAGUUCUUUGUGAUCGUAAGGAGAUAGCAGUUCCUUCAAAUAGUACAUGUCGUUCUAUUCCUAAAGCACUCUACACUUUAACUAAAGCACAGAAGAGGGUUAUUUGUGAGUGGAUUCACCAAUUAAGGUUUCCAGAUGGUUAUGCUUCUAAUCUUGGAAGGUGUGUUGACAUGAAUGAAUUAAAAAUAACUGGUAUGAAAAGCCAUGACUGCCAUGUGUUUAUGCAGAGGCUGAUUCCGAUUGCUUUUAGGGAAUUGCUACCAUCGUUCAUUUGGAAUCCAUUAACAGAAUUAAGCUUAUUAUUCCAGUGUAUAUGUUCUGUUGUGCUUGACAUUGGCAAACUUAUUGAUUUAGAAGAAAAGGUUGCAGUGAUUUUAUGUAACUUGGAAAAGAUUUUCCCACCGGCAUUUUUUGAUUCUAUGGAGCAUCUUGUUGUCCAUUUGCCCUAUGAGGCUAGAAUUGGAGGCCCUGUUCAAUAUAGAUGGAUGUAUCCUUUUGAGAGGUUUCUUCAAGAACUAAAAAAAACUUUAAAGAAUAAAGCACAUGUUGAGGGUUCAAUCUGUCAAGCAUAUAUUGCGCAGGAAAUCAACAUUUUCGCAGAGCAUUACUUUGAACCUCACAUAUCAUGUAGGAGGAGGAGAUUGCGACGAAAUGAUGAGGGUGUGAGUAAUGACAUUUUCCCACCUUUCUCUAUAUUCAAUUACAUUGGUCGAGCUCAAGGUCGUCCAAAGAUCAGGUGGCUAUCGGAAAAUGAGCUACAUGUAGCGCAUACGUACAUAUUGCGAAAUUGCCCGGAAGUACAGUCAUAUUACAAGAUAUUUGUCAACUAUCUACAAGGUAACCCCGCUGAUGCUAUUGAUAAGGCGAUUGACAAGCAUUUUGCAAAGUGGUUUGAAAGUUUUGUUGCAAAUGAGAUCAAUCAAGUCACGGAUCCUCUCUUGCAGAGCUUGGCUUGGGGUCCAUCUAAGAAAGUAACAACAUGGCCAGGAUAUUUUAUUAAUGGUUAUAACUUUCAUACUGUCACACAUGGCAUGGAGAAGGCCACCAUGAAUAGUGGUGUUUGUGUACAAGGGACCAAUGCUGAUGAUUCAUCUACUGAUUUCUAUGGUUUACUUGAAGAUAUAGUCCAACUUGAGUAUCAUGGUAGUCGAUGGAAUCAUGUCGUUCUUUUUGAGUGUACAUGGUUUGACCCAAUAAAUGGCACUAAAGUUCAUCCUAUAUAUAAGUUGGUUGAUAUUAAUCGGAAAAGGAUUUAUCCAAAGUAUGAUCCAUUUGUGUUGGCACAACAAGCUAUUCAAGUGAACUACAUUGACUACCCAAGUACAAAAAAGGAUAAGGUUGAUUGGUUGGCUGUGUCCAAGACUAAAGCUAGGAGAAUGGUUGAGGCAACUUGGCCAGAAAAGGAUGGAUCUGCAUAUCAAAUGGAGGAAAUUCAAUCCUUAACAGGCGUCAAUGUUAUGGAAGACAUUCUUCAUUUGUUUGACCCACAAGGCAUUCAACUUGUUGUUGACUUAUCUGAUAUAUUACAACCCAUAUCAGAGGGUGAGAGCGAGAAGGAUGAAUUGACAGAUGAUGAAGAUAAUGAACAAUCUGAUGGUGAUGAUGAUGAUGAUGAUGAUGAUGAUGUUGUUGUUGUUGUUGAUGAUGAUGAUGAUGAACAUGAUUUUUAAUACAUUAUGCACUAUGAACUUGUUUUUUAUAUAUAAACCUAUGAUUUUGUUUUCCAAAUUGGCUAUUAUACAUUUGUAUUGAAUAUAAGUUUUCUUUGUAGUUUCGCCGUAAGAAUCUAAUAUUUUCAAAUGUUUAUCGAAAUAAUUUCUUUGUAGAGAUGCAACACACUUAAAUUAACCAUUUAUAUUUACAUUUGUGCUUCUAUGUAGGUGGAUAGAUAGAUUAACUUGAAGAAUGAUGGAUCGCUCUCAAGAUUCUCGCACAACAUCAGGACGUGGUCAGUCUGGACGUCGAUCUAGUGGGCGAUCAACAUCAAGUCGUGGUGGCCGAUCUAUAUCUGGCCGGGGCCGAUGCACACUAAAUAUUCAUCAAACAUCUGCUAACACUGCAGUAGUAUCUAGUACACCUGCAGAUUUGGGAAUGCCUCCUUGUAUACAUCCAAAUAUUCAGGUAACAACGACAAUGACUCCAUUGACACCAAUUCCACAACCUUCAAUAGUUGCGCCAAUUGCACAAAGCCCUCCACAACCAUAUGUGGAGACUUCUACUCAUGCCACUGAGGACCCACCAAUAGAAAUGGAGGGGCCCUCUAAUGAGUCUGUGAGCACUGGGCCCCCUUGGGUUAUCACCCCAGAUAGUGUAAUUAUAGAUCAUGAAGUUAAGAGAACAAUCCAUGAAUUGGUCAAAGGUCACUAUAAAGAGGCAUGGACCGGAUGGGGAAAAGUGCCCAAAGAUGUGAGACAACGGAUAUUCACCGCUUUUAGGGGCAUAUACACAUGGGAUGCGCAACAUGAAUCUUCAAUCUUGCGGCAUUUAAACCAUGAAGCGAGUGAAUGGUUGAAGAAAAAUUUGUAUCUUGCACAUAAUCUUUACAAGGCUCCAUUUCCAUGGAUGGCUCCUGCAGUUUGGGAAGGUUUACAGAGGUAUUGGGAGUCAGAUGAGUUUAAGAGAAAAAGUGAAAAGAACAAAUUGAAUAGGACAGAAAGUGGAAGCUCCUCCAUUGUUAUUUACCGUGGUGGAUCUGUUAGUACUGCUGUGCAUCGCCUAAGAUUGGCGGAGGAAUUAGGUAGAGAACCCGACACUAAAAAGA
Molecule: messenger RNA, 3704 nt
Organism: Dioscorea cayenensis subsp. rotundata (Guinea yam)
Lineage: Eukaryota; Viridiplantae; Streptophyta; Magnoliopsida; Dioscoreales; Dioscoreaceae
Exons: 8
Coding region: 43-2613 (856 amino acids)
Source: RefSeq, a predicted model, not a curated record